AUGGAAAUCACAAAGGCAAGAAUGAUUGGAGCCGGUUCCAUGGGAGGAGGAAUGACACUUCUCCUCGCUGAAAAGGGAAUCUCAGUUUCUAUUCAAGACCCCUCCUCUUCCACCGUUGAUUCCCUCAUCCAAUCUGCCAAAAACCAAAAUAUCACUUCUGGAACUCUAUCCAAACAUACUGAAUACAAAUCUCUUUGCGAUUCCCUCUCUUCUCCAAAAGUAAUAUUCUUUUCCCUACCACAUGGAACGGUAGGGGAUACUGUCGUCGAGGGACUUCAUCCAUAUCUAGAGAAAGGAGAUAUAAUAAUCGAUUGCUCGAAUGAAAAUUGGAAUAACACACAACGGAGACAGGGAAAAUUGGUCGCACAAGGUGUGUAUUAUAUCGGAUGUGGUGUAUCGGGAGGUUACCAAGCUGCCCGACGAGGACCAAGUAUGUGUCCAGGAGGUCAAGAACAAGCUUUAAACAUCGUCAUGCCUUUACUGGAAAAAAUGGCUGCGAAAGCAAAGGAUGGAUCACCGUGUGUAGCGAGAAUUGGAGAAGGUGGUGCGGGACAUUAUGUGAAGAUGAUUCAUAAUGGAAUUGAGCAUGGAAUGAUGAGUGCGAUUAGCGAAGCGUGGACUUUUAUGAAUAAACAUCUAGGAAUGAGAUAUGAUGAUAUUGGGAAGGUAUUUGAGAAGUGGUCUGCUCAAGGGGAAUUGAAAAACACCUUCCUCGUAAAAAUCGGCGCAGAUAUUUGCGAACAAAAAGAUAAAUCCGGAAACCACGUCCUAGCAGAUGUUCAAGACAAAGUUGUCCAAGAUAUUGAUGGAUCAGAAGGAACCGGCAUCUGGUCCAACACUCAAGCCACUUCUCUUCACGUGCCAGCCCCAACUCUCUCCACUGCCCACUAUCUCCGCAUCGUAUCAGCCUAUCGUGGACAUAGACAACAGGUCAACGAAGCAUUCCAUGAUUCAUUCAAACCCUCAAAGAUCACAGAUAAGAAUGAGCAGGAGAAAGAAAGUAUCAUAGAGGAUUUAAGAAAAGCAGUUUAUACAACCUGUCUAGCAUCUUAUGUCCAAGGCAUGAGUAUCAUUGAUAAAGCCAACCGUCAGAAUAAGUGGAACAUCGACUAUAGCAAUAUCGUCAAGAUCUGGCGCGCGGGCUGUAUCAUUCAAAGCGACCACAUUUCUUCUCUCCUCUCUCAAAUCUACACUUCUUCCUCCUCUUCCACCAAAUCAGAAACCCCAGACCUUCUCUACGCCUCUCCCAUCGUCUCCGAACUAACCUCCGGAUUUGAACCCCUUAAGCGCAUCGUACUCAAAAGCGUAGAGUACAAUGCCAUCACGCCGAGUAUCUCAGCUACACUGGAGUAUCUCAAGUAUAGCGGGAACAUGGAAUUGCCGACGCAGUUCUACGAGGCGGAGUUGGAUUAUUUUGGGAAACACAUGUUUGAUAGUAAGAAGCUGGACGACGAGGUGGGGGAACCGGAGACUGGGAAGAGACAUUUUGAGUGGAAGAAAGCUUAG
Botrytis byssoidea is the source of this 1506-nucleotide messenger RNA. RefSeq lists its product as uncharacterized. Gene Ontology annotation, cellular component: cytosol. The transcript is spliced from 3 exons. Gene Ontology annotation, molecular function: phosphogluconate dehydrogenase (decarboxylating) activity; NADP binding. NCBI's taxonomy places the organism in Eukaryota, Fungi, Ascomycota, Leotiomycetes, Helotiales, Sclerotiniaceae. Gene Ontology annotation, biological process: pentose-phosphate shunt, oxidative branch; pentose-phosphate shunt. The record is from RefSeq and is a predicted model, not a curated record. The coding region runs from base 1 to 1506 and encodes 501 amino acids.